AUGCAUCAACAGAAUAUUCUCAACACCAGCGAGGCCGCGACGCCAAAUUCCGGCAAGAAGAGAGCUUUUCUGCCAGAUGAUGAGGUGCUCGAUAACGACGACUCCAAGAAGCGCCGGUAUGCACAGGACGACGUGCGUGCGGCUGGACGUUGUGGCAGCAAUAUGCGCUUUGGUACCACUCAGCCCGCUCUCACGGCAUCGGAGCACCGGGGACGUUCGGAUGAGCUGCAGCGAGGUCGCACACGGUGGCGAGAGGGGAGUGAGCCGCCGAACUGGGACUGUCGGGAGUUUCACGAGCGUCUAAGCAUGGUUGCGAGCUAUGACGAUAGCGCUGGAGCAGAGAGGAACCCUUUUCAGGACUCUGAGACCAGGAGAGCUAUAGCUGCGUGA
Messenger RNA from Trichoderma aggressivum f. europaeum, 390 nucleotides. RefSeq lists its product as uncharacterized. The record is from RefSeq and is a predicted model, not a curated record. The transcript has a single exon. NCBI's taxonomy places the organism in Eukaryota, Fungi, Ascomycota, Sordariomycetes, Hypocreales, Hypocreaceae. The coding region runs from base 1 to 390 and encodes 129 amino acids.